AUGGGGCUGGCUCAAGCAUCAAUCAUGGGGCUGGCUCAAGCAUGGGGUUGGCUCAAGCAUGGGGCUGGCUCUAGCAUGGAGCUGGCUCAAGCAUGGGGCUGGGUCAAGCAUGGGGCUGGCUCAAGCAUGGGGCUGGCUCUAGCAUGGGGCUGGCUCAAACAUGGGGCUGGCUCAAGCAUCAAGCAUGGGGCUGGCUCUAGCAUGGGGCUGGCUCUAACAUGGGGCUGGCUCAAGCAUGGGGCUGGCUCAAGCAUGGGGCUGGCUCAAGCAUGGGGCUGGCUCAAGCAUGGGCCUGGCUCUAGCAUGGGGCUGGCUCAAGAAUCAAGCAUGGGGCUGGCUCUAGCAUGGGGCUGGCUCAAGCAUGGGGCCCGCAGCCCGCUCAAGCCAUGGGGCUGGCUCAAGCAUGGGGCUGGCUCAAGCAUGGGGUCGACUCAAGCAUUGGGGCUGGCUCAAGCAUGGGGCCCGCUCAAGCGUGGGGCUGGCUCAAGCAUGGGGCUGGCUCUAGCAUGGGGCUGGCUCAAGCAUGGGGCUGGCUCUAGCAUGGGGCUGGCUCAAGCAUCAAGCAUGGGGCUGGCUCUAGCAUGGGGUUGGCUCAAGCAUGGGGCUGGCUCUAGCAUGGGGCUGGCUCAAGCAUCAAGCAUGGGGCUGGCUCAAGCAUCAAGCAUGGGGCUGGCUCAAGCAUGGGGCUGGCUCAAGCAUCAAGCAUGGGGCUGGCUCAAGCAUGGGCAUGGGGCUGGCUCAAGCAUGGGGCUGGCACAAGCAUGGGGCUGGCUCAAGCAUGGGGCUGGCUCAAGCAUGGGGUCGACUCAAGCAUUGGGGCUGGCUCAAGCAUGGGGCUGGCUCAACCAUCAAGCAUGGGGCUGGCUCAAGCAUGAGGCUGGCUCAAGCUUGGGGCUGGCUCUAGCAUGGGGCUGGCUCAAGCAUGGGGCUGGCUCUAGCAUGGGGCUUGCUCAAGCAUCAAGCAUGGGGCUGGCUCUAGCAUGGGGCUGGCUCAAGCAUGGGGCUGGCUCAAGCAUGGGGCUGGCUCAAGCAUGGGGCUGGCUCAAGCAUGGGGCUGGCUCUAGCAUGGGGCUGGCUCAAGCAUGGGCCUGGCUCAAGCAUGGGGCUGGCUCUAGCAUGGGGCUGGCUCAAGCAUGGGGCUGGCUCAAGCUUGGAGCUGGCUCUAGCAUGGGCUUGGCUCAAGCAUGGGCCUGGCUCAAGCAUCAAGCAUGGGGCUGGCUCAAGCAUGGGGUUGGCUCAAGCAUGGGGCUGGCUCAAGCAUGGUGUUGGCUCAAGCAUGGGGCUGGCUCUAGCAUGAAGCUACCUGUGGAGCUGGUUUCGUCCUUCAUUGUGGAGCUGACGGUCUCCAAGAUGGAGCCCGGAUAUCUGCUGCGCUCCUUGUGUUCAGUUCGUGAUGAGAGUGGACGCUUCGGCUUGACAGCGUUCGGCUCAUCGGCGGACCGGAUUCGCAUGCUUGUGGAAGAGCAACGGCAGCUAACCAGGACUCCAUUCACAUCGACUCCAGUGGUAUUAUGGAUCACGGAAGUCUACGUCGACCCUCCCCAAAUUCUGACAACCAAGAGGUCGAGAAUCAUCAAGAUCACGGAUGCUGCUGUUGUUGCUCGAGCCACAAACAUCCCGCUCCCUGUGCUUCCAAACUCCCGCGACGUCGGAAUCGUCAACUCGUGA
Messenger RNA from Closterium sp. NIES-65, 1668 nucleotides. NCBI's taxonomy places the organism in Eukaryota, Viridiplantae, Streptophyta, Zygnematophyceae, Desmidiales, Closteriaceae. The record is from the annotation of a GenBank genome assembly.